GUGGUAUCUAACGUCGUCGUUUUACCUUGGAGGUUUGGUUUUUUCAGCGCAACCUUAGAUUCCGAGGUGGGUUUGUGUUUGGAACAUUGAUAUUUCAUUCAUUCUCUCUCUUUUCUUCUCGCAAAUCGCAGUCGCAGCAAUGUCCGGUGAAUCUGCCAGCGCUAUUCAAAAGGGUCAAGUUGAUCUCUUAGACUUCAUAGACUGGUCUAGUGUUGAAUGCCUCAAUCAGAGUUCCACCCACUCUCUCCCCAAUGCUAUCAAACAGGGGUAUAGAGAAGAUGAUGGUUUGCAUCUGGAGAGUGAUGCUGAUGAGCAGCUUUUGCUCUAUAUUCCUUUCACUCAAGUCAUUAAACUCUCUGCCAUUCUUAUCAAAGGCCCUGAAGAAGAAGGCCCCAAGACUGUGAAGCUCUUUUCUAACAAGGAACACAUGGGAUUUAGUAAUGUCAAUGACUUUCCUCCAAGUGAUGUGGCAGAUUUGUCCCCAGAUAACCUCAAGGGGAAACCGGUACCUCUAAAGUAUGUCAAAUUCCAAAAUGUUCGUAGCUUGACAAUUUUUAUUGAGGAUAACCAGACAGGUUCUGAGAUCACAAAAGUUCAGAAGAUUACGCUGUAUGGUACAACAGUUGAAACAACUGACAUGAAGGGUUUGAAGAAAGUUGAGGAUCAUUGAGCCCCUGGAAAAAAUAUAUUCAAAUUUGCUCCAUAUUCACCCUUAGAAAUUUUGAUUGGAAAUGUGAUAUUCAACUUUACGCAUGAUGGUUUAUGACUUCCAAUGUCUAUCUCAUUUCAUAAUUCAUACAAGACUGACGCACGGUUUUUCUGUGUGGUUGUAACGACUUAUUUGAUAGGAGUUAAUGUUCAAGCUUUAUGGAUGUCUAUUGUGCGUCUAUUUAUUGUUAAAUCACGCAUAUCAAAUGUAAAAAGAAUUCACAAACUCAACAAUUCAGAAUUUGGGUGUUUGAUUUUCUGUUGAACUCAA
Molecule: messenger RNA, 979 nt
Organism: Lotus japonicus
Lineage: Eukaryota; Viridiplantae; Streptophyta; Magnoliopsida; Fabales; Fabaceae
Product: PITH domain-containing protein At3g04780
Exons: 8
Coding region: 140-670 (176 amino acids)
Source: RefSeq, a predicted model, not a curated record